ACCAUUUUACGCGUGUUGUUAUAUAUCUAUAUAUAUGUAUGAAAGGUUGAUGUCUACUUUGCUUCACAGUCAAUGAGCAGAUAGAAAGAGAGAUAGAUACCUCCAUUCCUUUUAAUCUUAGCCAUUUUUGUAGAUUAGUCCAGUCACUCAAUAAUACUUGAUACAAGGGCUUGGUGGUGUUCUUUGCUGGUACAAUGGGAAGCGGAGUCUUGCUCCAUUUGUUUUGUGUGGUUUUGGCUUUGUUUAGUGUUUCUCUGGUGAAAGCAGAGGACCCUUACAGAUACUAUACAUGGACUGUCACUUAUGGAACAAUUUCUCCUCUGGGUGUCCCUCAACAGGUCAUUCUUAUCAAUGGUCAAUUUCCUGGUCCUAGACUUGAUGUGGUCACUAAUGACAACAUAAUACUCAACCUCAUCAAUAAACUGGACCAGCCUUUUCUCUUGACAUGGAAUGGAAUUAAGCAGAGGAAGAACUCGUGGCAAGAUGGAGUGUUGGGGACUAAUUGCCCUAUUCCUCCAAACUCGAACUUCACAUACAAGUUCCAGACCAAAGAUCAGAUUGGAAGCUACACAUACUUCCCAUCAACUCUAUUGCACAAAGCUGCUGGAGGGUUUGGAGGAAUCAAUGUCUAUGCCAGACCUCGAAUCCCAGUCCCAUAUCCUUUACCCGAAGCAGAUUUUACUUUACUCAUCGGAGAUUGGUUCAAAACCAGCCAUAAGGCAUUACAGGCAUCUCUAGAUUCAGGGAAAUCUCUCCCAUUCCCGGAUGCUGUACUUAUUAACGGCCAGACUCAAUCUUCAUUUACUGGUGAUCAAGGAAAGACCUACAUGUUCAGGAUUUCAAAUGUGGGCUUGUCAACCUCCUUGAACUUCCGGAUUCAAGGCCAUAGAAUGAAGCUAGUUGAAGUUGAAGGAUCUCAUCUCAUUCCAAACAUAUAUGAAUCUCUAGAUCUGCAUGUUGGCCAAUCUAUGUCUGUCCUAGUUACCUUAGACCAGCCUCCCAAGGACUACUACAUUGUCGCGUCCACACGGUUCACAAAGACUGUCCUCACAUCCACUGCUGUUCUACACUACACAAACUCUAAAACCCCAGUUUCUGGACCUGUGCCUGCCGGUCCAACUUACCAAAGACACUGGUCUAUGAAGCAAGCCAGAACCUUCAGGUGGAACUUGACAGCGAACGCGGCCAGGCCUAACCCUCAGGGCUCAUUCCAUUACGGAAAAAUUAAACCAACGACCACAAUUGUGUUGGUUAAUUCAGCACCUUUAAUCAACGGAAAACAAAGAUAUGCUGUCAACAGAGUCUCUUACAUUAACUCCGAUACUCCUCUGAAGCUCGCGGAUCAUUUUGGCAUACAGGGAGUCUUUAGUAUGGAUUCUAUCCAAGGCCUUCCCUCUGAAGGCCCUGCUUACUUGGCUACAUCAGUCAUGCCUGCAUCCCUCCAUGAUUUCCUCGAAAUUGUUUUCCAAAACAACGAAAAGGCAAUGCAAUCCUGGCAUCUUGAUGGCUAUGAUUUUUGGGUUGUUGGCUAUGGCUCCGGACAGUGGUCUCAAGCCAGUAGAAAAAAUUACAAUCUAGUCGACGCUCCUACUAGACAUACUACACAGGUGUAUCCUAAUUCUUGGACUACAAUAUUGGUCUCAUUGGACAACCAAGGAAUGUGGAACUUGAGGUCUGCAAUAUGGGAGAGGCAGUAUCUAGGGCAGCAAUUUUAUCUGAGAGUGUUCAAUCCAGUGAGGAGCCUUGCUAAUGAAUAUGACAUCCCUUCAAAUGUUUUACUUUGUGGCAAAGCUGUUGGAAAACACCCUUAGUGUGUGAUUAGCUUUUUUUAGAGUUCUCUUCUUUUAGUCAUGAGGGUUUGACUGCAAUAUAAGAUAGAUUGAAGUGUGGGGAAGAUGAAGCAUUUUAAUUAUAUUGGCCUCUUUAUUUGUA
Cornus florida is the source of this 1932-nucleotide messenger RNA. Its product is annotated as L-ascorbate oxidase homolog. The transcript has 9 exons. Bases 195 to 1811 code for a protein of 538 amino acids. The record is from RefSeq and is a predicted model, not a curated record. Gene Ontology annotation, molecular function: copper ion binding; oxidoreductase activity. NCBI's taxonomy places the organism in Eukaryota, Viridiplantae, Streptophyta, Magnoliopsida, Cornales, Cornaceae.